Cololabis saira (Pacific saury) is the source of this 10930-nucleotide messenger RNA. Its product is annotated as CUB and sushi domain-containing protein 1-like. Bases 18 to 10850 code for a protein of 3610 amino acids. The transcript is spliced from 75 exons. Lineage: Eukaryota; Metazoa; Chordata; Actinopteri; Beloniformes; Belonidae. The record is from RefSeq and is a predicted model, not a curated record.
AUUUAUUUAAUAACAGGAUGACGGAUUGGAGAGCGCCGGAGAUGCUGCUGGUGCGGAGGAGGAGGCUGGAUGUGAAGAAAACGGGGCUGACAGGCGAGCUCCCGCUUCUCCUCCUGCUGGGGCUCCUCGUCGGGGAUGUCUCCCCGUCCACCGCUGAAUCCUGUGGAGGUGUAGUACAAGGCCUUAACGGCACAAUAGAAUCGCCUGGUUUUCCACAUGGCUAUCCCAACUACGCCAACUGUACGUGGCUGAUAAUAACGGGAGAGAGGAAUCGAAUCCAGCUAACCUUUGUUACUCUGGCGUUGGAGGAAGACUUUGAUAUAGUAUCAGUCUACGAUGGACAGCCUUCACCUGGCAACUUAAAAAUGAGGUUGUCAGGGUUCAUGCUGCCCUCUCCUAUAGUCAGCAGCGGAUCCAUAUUGGCCUUGUGGUUUACCACAGACUUUGCCGUGAGUGCACAAGGCUUCAAAGCUGUAUAUGAAGUCCUGCCCAGCCACACAUGCGGCACCCCUGGACUCAUUCCAAAUGGAGUCAUUCAUGGCUCGCGGUACAACAUCGGCGACAAGAUCCGAUACAGCUGUGAGUCAGGUUUUGUGCUGGAAGGACACGGCAUCCUCACAUGCAUUGUAUCACCUGGCAGUGGAGCACAGUGGGACUUCCCAUCACCGUUUUGUCGAGCGGAGGGAGCAUGUGGUGGUACUUUUCGAGGCACUGCAGGCUCAAUAACCAGCCCUGGAUACCCUGCAGAGUAUGACAACAACCUGGAUUGCACAUGGUCAAUCCUCGCUGAGCCUGGGGACACUAUAGCUCUUGUUUUCAAUGACUUCUUAUUAGAAGACAAAUAUGACUUCCUGGAAAUCAGUGGGACAGAGGCACCAAGCAUAUGGCUGACAGGAACAAUUCUCCCCUCACCAGUGAUUUCAAAUAAGAACUGGCUCCGAAUACACUUCACCUCAGACAGCAAUCACAGAAGAAAAGGAUUCAGCGCUCAAUAUCAAGUGAAGAAAGCAAUAGAGUUGAAGUCCAGAGGGGUAAAGAUGAUGCCCAGUAAAGACUCCAGUCACAAAAACGCUGUCUUGAGUCAAAGUGGUCUUGCUGGGGAUGUUUGUCCAGAUCCCGGGCUUCCUGAAAAUGGCAAGAGGAUGGGCUCGGCCUUCCAAGUUGGCUCCAGCGUCCAGUUCACCUGUGAUGACAGCUAUGUACUACAUGGAUCUAAAAGUAUCACCUGUCAACGAGUCACUGACACCCUGGCUGCCUGGAGUGACCACAGACCCAUAUGCAGAACUCGAACCUGUGGCAGUAACCUACGGGGGCCGAAAGGGGUCAUAACGUCCCCUAACUACCCUGUUCAAUACGAGAACAAUGCACACUGUGUGUGGGUCAUCACUGCGAUGGACUCUGAGAAGGUUAUAAAGCUAUCAUUUGAAGAGUUUGAUCUGGAGAGAGGAUAUGACACACUAACUGUGGGAGAUGGCGGGAAGAUAGGAGAUACUCGGAGGGUACUCUAUGUACUUACUGGGUCCAGUGUACCUGAUCUCAUCGUGAGCUUGUCCGGUCAGAUGUGGCUACACCUGCAGUCAGACGACACAAUCGGCUCUGCAGGGUUCAAGGCGAUAUAUGAAGAGAUCGAACGCGGAGGCUGUGGCGACCCUGGGGUGCCGGCAUUUGGUCGUCGUAGCGGUGAUCGUUUCCAGCACGGAGACGUGUUGACCUUCUUUUGCCAGUCUGCUUUUGAACUUGUGGGUGAAAAAACCAUCACAUGCCAGCACAAUAACCAGUGGUCUGGUAAUAAACCAAGUUGUGUCUUCUCCUGCUUUUUCAACUUCACGGCUCCAUCGGGGACUGUCUUGUCCCCAAACUACCCAGAGGAGUACGGCAACAACCUGAACUGUGUGUGGCUGAUUAUUUCUGAGCCAGGAAGCCGCAUACAUCUCCUCUUUUCCGACUUUGACCUGGAGCCACAGUUCGACUGGUUGGUUGUCAAAGAUGAAGGUCUGUCUGAACCAACAACAUUUGGGACAUUCUCAGGAAAAGAUGUUCCAUCACAGAUCGCCUCGAAUGGACACAUAAUGAGACUGGAGUUUCAGUCGGAUCACUCUAAUACCGGGAAAGGUUUCAACAUCAGCUAUACCACGUUUGGUCAGAACGAAUGUCAUGACCCAGGGGUCCCUGUCAACGGUCAAAGGUAUGGGGACCAGUUUCAGCUCGGCGGCUCGGUGGCUUUUCGGUGUGAUCAAGGGUUCAUUAGGACACAGGGCUCAGAUCAAGUCACUUGCAUUAUUCAAGAUGGAAAUGUUGUCUGGUCUGCAGCUGUACCUCGCUGUGAAGCUCCCUGCGGAGGCCAUCUCACGGCUUCAACGGGUGUUGUGCUGUCUCCUGGAUGGCCCUCCUUUUAUAAAGACUCUCUGAACUGCCAGUGGGUGAUUGAAGCACAAACAGAGCAGGCUGUGAAGAUACAUUUUGACAAGUUUCAAACAGAGGUCAACUAUGAUACGCUGGAGAUCAGGGAUGGCCCUUCUGCCUCCUCCCCCUUAAUCGGCGAAUACCACGGUACCCAGGCACCUCAUUUCCUGAUUUCCACAUCCAACUUCCUGUUCCUGUUGUUCACAACAGACAACAGCCGCUCUGCCACAGGCUUCAGUAUCAGAUAUGAAAGUGUGAAAAUGGAGUCAGACUCCUGUCUUGAUCCUGGUAUCCCAGUCAACGGUCGUCGCCAUGGAAACAGCUUUUCCAUUGGCUCUAGGGUCUCUUUCACAUGUGAACCUGGAUACACACUUAGUGAUGAGGAGCCAACAGUUUGUGAACAGAAUCAUCAGUGGAGUCAUGCUCUUCCCAGCUGUGAUGCCCUUUGUGGAGGCUAUGUUUUUGGUAAAACUGGGACAAUUCUGUCUCCUGGCUUUCCUGAUUUCUACCCCAACUCUCUUAACUGCACCUGGACUGUUGAGGUGUCUCACGGGAAAGGAGUCCAUCUGGUUUUCCAUACGUUCCAUCUGGAGGAGAACCAUGACUAUCUGUCAAUUACAGAGGAUGGCAAUUUCCAGGUUCCAGUCGCUCGGUUAACGGGUUUAGUGCUCCCCCCGAGUGUUAAGGCUGGACUGUACGGGAACUUUAGCACUCAGAUGCGUUUCAUAUCAGAUUUUUCCAUGAGUUACGAAGGAUUUAACAUCACUUUCUCAGAGUAUGACUUGGAGCCAUGUGAGGAUCCUGGUGUACCAGCAUUCAGUAGGAGGAUGGGAUUUAAAUUUGGAGUUGGCGACUCCUUGGCCUUCUCUUGUUUUCAAGGCUACAGACUUGAGGGAGACAGUAAGAUCUCUUGUCUUGGAGGCGGCAGACGAGUCUGGAGCAACACAUUGCCACGAUGUAUAGCCGAGUGUGGGACAUCGGCGCUGGGACCAGAAGGUGUUCUUCUCUCUCCAAAUUUUCCCUCCAACUACGAUAACAACCAUGAGUGCAUCUAUCGCAUCACUACUGAAAAGGGCAAAGGAAUCAGGCUGAAAGCAGAGAGCUUCUUAUUGCAAGAUGGUGACUAUCUGAAGGUGUAUGAUGGAGAAAAUGCUUCAUCCCGUCUCCUUGGCAACUUCACACUUCAUGGCAUGAUGGGUCAUGUCAUCAACAGUACAUCCAACCACUUAUGGUUUGAAUUCAACAGCAACGCUUCCGGUUCCAAUCAGGGCUUCCACAUCACAUACACAAGUUUUGACCUGAUUCGCUGCGAGGAGCCUGGUGUUCCUAGUUAUGGCUAUAAGAUCCAGGAUGAUGGCCAUUUUGCCAACACUUUUGUCCUGUACUCAUGCAACCCUGGAUACAGUCUCUAUGGCAGCAGUACAUUGACCUGUCUUAGUGGUGACAGACGAGUCUGGGACAAGCCACUUCCUUCCUGUACAGCGGAAUGUGGAGGCCACAUCACCGGAGCAGUAUCUGGACGGAUUCUGUCUCCGGGAUACCCCGCUCCCUACGACAACAACCUCCACUGUACCUGGACAAUAGAGGCUGACAUCGGCAAGACUAUCAGCCUUCACUUCAUUGUCUUUGACACGGAGGUCGACCAUGAUAUUCUGAGAGUUUGGGACGGUCCAUCCGGGCUGUCGGAUGGUGGGAUCUUGUUGAAAGAAUGGUCCGGGCCAGCCUUGCCUGAAGAUAUCCACUCAACUUUCAACAUACUCACGCUGCAGUUCGACUCUGAUUACUUCAUCAGCAAGCAAGGAUUUUCUAUACAGUUUUCUACCACAACUGCAACAACCUGCAAUGAUCCUGGCAUCCCUGUAAAUGGUUCUCGGUACGGUGACAGCAAGGACCCGGGUGACAGUAUGACGUUCCAGUGUGAUCCAGGUUAUCAGCUGCAAGGACAAGACACCAUCACAUGUGUGCGGAUGGAUAACAGAUUCUACUGGCAACCUGACCCUCCAACGUGUAUGGCAACCUGCGGGGGGAACGUGAGCGGCCCCUCUGGUGUGAUUCUGUCUCCCAACUACCCCCAGCCAUACCCCCCUGGGAAGGAGUGCGACUGGAGAAUUAGAGUCAAUCCAGACUUUGUCAUUGCCCUCAUCUUCAAGAGUUUCAGCAUGGAGCCAAGUUACGACUUCCUGCACAUUUAUGAGGGUGAAGACUCUAAUGGGCCGCUUCUGGCAAGUCUCCAAGGCAACCAGGCCCCAGAGCGAAUAGAAAGCAGUGGUAACAGUCUUUUCCUGGCAUUCAGAUCUGAUGCCUCACUGGGAAUGUCUGGAUUUGCCAUUGAAUAUAGAGAAAAACCACGGGAAGCCUGUUUUGACCCUGGUAACAUCAUGAACGGCAGCCGGACAGGCUAUGACUACAAACUGGGAUCUCAGGUUUCCUAUAGCUGUCACCAUGGUUACACAAUUGUGGGAGAGGACACUAUCACCUGUGUCAUGGGACAUGAUGGGAAGCCGGUGUGGGACAGAGCACUGCCAUCAUGUAAAGCCCCAUGUGGAGGACAGUAUGGUGGGUCAGAGGGGGUUGUUUUGUCUCCAAACUAUCCUUUAAACUACACUACAAGACAGACGUGCUCGUAUUACAUCACUGUGUCCCCACAGUUUGUGGUGUUUGGUCAGUUUGCCGUUUUCCAGACAGCAAUGAAUGACUCGGUGGAGCUGUUUGAUGGAGCCAACGACAAUGCUCGAUUGCUCAGCUCCUUGGCUGGGUCACAUUCAGGAGAGACCUUACCGCUUGCAACUUCGAAUCAAAUCAUGCUUCGGUUCAACGCAAAGAGUGGCCAGUCAGCUAGAGGCUUUCAUUUUGUCUACCAAGCUGUGCCCCGGACCAGUGACAGCCAGUGCAGUUCAGUGCCAGAACCACGGUAUGGCAGAAGAAUCGGUUCAGAGUUCUCAGCAGGCUCUGUGGUCCGCUUUGAGUGCAGUCCAGGAUAUCUGUUGAAAGGAUCCAGUGCAAUGCGGUGCCAGGCAGUCCCAGGCGCCCUUGCACAAUGGAAUGCAACAACACCGAGCUGUAUAGUUCCCUGCAGUGGCAAUUUGACUGAACGCCGAGGCACGAUACUAUCUCCUGGCUACCCUGAACCCUACCCAAACAGUCUCAACUGUCUAUGGAGGAUCCAAGUCAGCGAAGGGGCUGGAAUACAGAUUCAAGUAAUGACGUUUGCAACUGAGCACAACUGGGACUCUCUAGAGAUCUACGAUGGAGGAGACAUGACAGCUCCAAAAUUAGGGUCAUUCUCUGGAACAACAGCUCCUGCUCUCCUAAACUCCACAUCGAACCAGCUCCUUCUGCACUUCCAGAGUGACAUCAGUGUGGUGGCAGCCGGCUUUCACCUCGAAUACAAAACGGUGGGCCUUACCACUUGUCCAGAACCAAUGAUCCCAGCCAAUGGCAUUAAAACAGGAGACAGAUAUAUGGUCAAUGAAGUGCUGGCUUUCAGCUGUGAGCCUGGGUACACACUGCAGGGCCACUCUCACAUUUCCUGCAUGCCUGGGACUGUUCGUCGAUGGAAUUACCCGCCACCUCUGUGCAUAGCAAAAUGUGGCGGGGUCUUAUCUGAGAUGAGUGGUGUCAUCCUUAGUCCGGGUUUCCCUGGCAACUACCCGGGCAACCUGGACUGCACCUGGCAGAUCACCCUGCCAGCUGGAUAUGGAGCCCAUAUUCAGUUCCAGAACUUUUCCUCAGAGGACAACCACGACUUCCUAGAAGUCAGGGCUGGGCCGCAGCACAGCUCUACUCUGAUUGGUCAGUUUAGUGGCUCACAGAUGCCACCUCCUUUGAUGAGCACUACUCACCUGACAAUCAUUCACUUCUACAGCGACCACUCGGAGAACAGGCCAGGGUUCAAAUUAACUUAUCAAGGUUAUCAACUACAAAACUGCCUGGAUCCUUCUCCGUUCCCUAACGGUGACAUAAUCAACAAUGACUACAGUGCUGGCCAAUCAAUAACUUUUCAGUGUUACCCUGGUUAUGUUUUGAUUGGGCACACAGUAUUAACGUGUCUUCAUGGCAAUAAUCGAAAGUGGAACCACCCAUUUCCCCGCUGUGAAGCUCCUUGUGGCUAUAACGUGACAGCUGAAAAUGGGACCAUAUAUUCACCUCAGUACCCCAAUGAAUACCCAAAUUCUCAAGACUGUACCUGGCUCAUCACUGUGCCCCACGGACACGGAGUUUACAUCAACUUUACUUUGUUGCAGACAGAGCCUGUAACAGAUUACAUCGCGGUCUGGGAUGGUCCUGAUACUUCUAGUCCUCAGCUGGGAGUCUUCAGUGGCAACACAGCGUUAGAGUCGGCCUACAGUGCCAGCUCAAAAGUUCUGAUCCGCUUUCACUCUGACUUCUCCACUGGAGGAUUCUUUAUUCUCAACUUCCAAGCGUACCGUCUGAAGAAGUGUCCUCCUCCUCCUGUUGUGGACAAUGCAGAAGUGAUAUAUGAAGACGAAGACUUCCACAUAGGUGACAUUGUGAAGUAUCGCUGUUUACCUGGAUACACACUGGUUGGAAAGUCAGAACUUAUGUGUAAGCUUAAUUCCCAUAUGCUCUUUGAAGCCCCACCGCCAAAAUGUGAAGCCCAGUGUCCAGCCAAUGAGGAGCGGCUUUCAUCAUCAGGAGUCAUACUAAGCCCCGGUUUUCCUGGCAACUACCCGAACAGCCAGACGUGUUCGUGGCUGUUGCGUAUGAUUUCAGGUUACACCAUCAAUAUCUAUGUAGAGAUGUUCCACAGUGAGAAGCAGUUUGAUGAACUGGAGAUUUUUGAUGGAUCCUCUGGACAAAGCCCUUUGCUCGUUGCUCUCAGUGGUAACCAUUCAUCUCAGCUGAACUUCACAUCUAAAACAAACCAACUCUAUUUACGUUGGUCAACUGACCAUGCAACCAACAAAAGGGGAUUCAAGAUACGAUACUCAGCUGCUUACUGUAGCAUUAAUGAUCCUCCGUUGAAUGGAGGUGUGAUCAACCGAACCAAACUCCAUUCAGGUAGCAGAAUUCAGUUCUUCUGUAACCGUGGUUACCGCCUUGUAGGCUCAAGCAACGCCACUUGCAGGCUUGAUGCCAAUGGGCUUUACAAAUGGGAUACACCAACACCUUUUUGUCAAGCAAUAUCAUGUGGACUUCCUCUGUCACCGGGCAAUGGCAGUUUCCAUGCUCAGCAGUAUACCGUUGGCAGUCAGGUCACCUACCAGUGUAACGAAGGCUACCACCUUGACCCUGGUGUAUCAGCAACAGCCGUGUGUUUGGAGGAUGGCAGCUGGAGUAAUGCUGCUUCACUCCCUAGAUGUCUGCCGAUCCACUGCCCCAGCAUUGAAGGCUUGCUGUCAGACCACAUGACUUACCACCCGCUCUCUGGUAGACUGGCAGAGUUUGGCUCUAUGGUGAUGCUGGAAUGCUCAGUGGGAUACUAUUUGGGUGCGGGGCAUCGAAUACUUCGCUGCCUUGCCAAUGGGACAUGGGAGGGGUCAGAUGACCCUGCUAACUGUAAAAUCAUCUCCUGUGGAGAACUUCCUUCGCCACCAUUCGGUGCCAAACUGGGAACGCUGACUACAUUUGGAGCAACUGCAAUUUUUAUGUGUAACCAUGGUUACACAUUGGUGGGGUCACAUGUCAGGGAAUGCGUCGCUAAUGGGCUGUGGAGUGGUGCAGAAACAAGAUGUUUAGCUGGUCACUGUGACGCUCCAGAUCCAAUAGUUAACGGCCACAUUAGCGGAGAUGGAUCCAGUUACCGUGACACAGUCGUGUACCAAUGCAUGUUAGGAUUUCGGCUGAUCGGCACAUCAGUCAGAAUCUGCCAGCAAGACCAUCGCUGGUCUGGAACAACACCCGUUUGUGUCCCUAUCACAUGUGGUCACCCGGGCAACCCAGCCAAUGGCCGGACCAAUGGCAGCGAGUUCAACCUCAACGAUGUCGUAAACUUCACCUGUAAUAGAGGAUACAUCCUCAGUGGAAGUGCUCGUGCUCAGUGCCGACUCAACGGACAGUGGAGCAGCCCCCUACCUGUCUGCAAAGUGGUUAACUGUUCGGACCCUGGCCACGUGGAGAACGGCGUCCGUCAGUCCGGUCUACGUUACCCAGAAGUCUUCAACUAUGGUGUGACUAUUGUAAUCCACUGCAAACGAGGUUUCUACCUUCUGGGUUCUGCACUGCUCACAUGCCAGCAUAAUGGACUGUGGGACAGACCAGUCCCUCGUUGCCUAGCAACUUCCUGCGGUGACCCUGGUGUACCACCCAACGCAGAGGUGUCUGGAGCCAACAGCUGGACUUAUGGCACAGUACUGCAGUUUUCCUGCCUGCCUGGUGGAGUGCUAGUGGGCAAUGCCACUCGCCACUGCCAAGAGGAUGGCACAUGGAGUGGGGCGCCACCCUACUGCACUGGUGCUAAUGCCGGAAUAUGUGGAGACCCUGGGAUCCCUCCCCAUGGUGUCCGAUUGGGGGGAGAAGAAUUUAAAACCAAGACUCUUCUGCGUUUCAGUUGCGAGGCAGGAUAUAAUCUGAUUGGCUCAAGUGAGAGAACCUGCCUUCACAAUGGCACUUGGAGCGGCACACAGCCCUUUUGUCAAGCUGUAUCCUGUGGAAACCCGGGAACCCCAGCACAUGGCAGAAUUGUCUUCAGUGAUGGCAUCACAUUCGGCAACUCGGUGGCUUACUCUUGCUGGGAAGGCUUUAAAACAUCAGGCCUGACAACGAGACACUGCACAACAAAUGGGACAUGGACUGGACAACCCCCAGAUUGCACUGUGAUCAGUUGUGGAGACCCUGGGUCUGUAGCUAAUGGGAUCUACGUAGGCAGUGAGUUUACCUUCAACCAUACAGUGAUGUACCGCUGUAACCCUGGUCAUCUGAUGGAACCACCUGGACACAGUGUUCUGCGCUGCACUAAAGACGGAACCUGGAACCAAACCAAGCCCAGCUGUAAAGUGAUCCAGUGCGGACCUCCCCCUCAAGUGCUUUAUGGGAAAGUGGAAGGCACCGAUCACUACUGGGGAUCGAGUGUUACCUACAGUUGUUUCCAUGGUUAUCAGAUGUCCAUUCCUGCUGUGUUAACCUGUGAGGGGAAUGGGACUUGGUCAGGGGAUGUCCCACAGUGUUUACCUGCCUUAUGUGGUGAUCCUGGCUCUCCUGGAGGAGGAUUCAGAGAAGGGAACAUCUUUUCAUACAGGUCCGAGGUCAGGUUCUACUGCCAUGCCCCUUACAUGCUGGUGGGCUCUUCUUCCAGAGUCUGUCAAGCAGAUGGGAUUUGGAGUGGCCAACAACCAGCUUGUAUAGAUCCUGCAUUCAACAGCUGCCGUGAUCCAGGAACUCCAGCCUAUGGUAUUCCAAUCAUGGCCCAGGGCCUUCAGGUUGGCAGUAAGAUCUCUUUCAAGUGCCGCAAAAACUACCACAUCCUUGGUUCAACAACAAGAACCUGUCUGGAAAAUCUAACCUGGAGUGGAACCCAGCCUGAGUGCAUUACUCAUUCAUGCAGACAGCCAGAGACCCCCAGUAAUGUAGAUGUUCGAGCUAUGGACCUGCCAACUUUAGGAUAUACUCUGAUAUACACGUGUCAAGAGGGUUUCUAUCUGGCUGGUGGGUCUGAGCACAGAACGUGUAAAAGUGAUGGAAGAUGGUCAGGAAAACCCCCACUCUGUAAAGUUGGAGCGAAAGUAAAUCCCAAAGGCAGAGGAGAGUCAGAUGUCCAGAAGAACAAGAUUCGUGUUCCAGUGGAUGUCUUCUCUCCAAACUCUGAGUGGAGCGGUUUCUACGAGUAUUUAGGGAAGAGACAGGCCACCACAUUUACAGUUUCUGGGUUCAAUGCCACCAGUGGACGAGUUAACGUCACAUUGCUGGAGACCAGCGGAGUGUCAAUUCGAUUGUCAGGUACCUAUAAAUCAGAGGAAAACCAGCUGCUGUUGAAGGUCUACCAUGUGAAGGGGCCAACAGAACAUUACUACAGCAAGUUUAAAAACGACAACUGGGCUAUGGAUGGAUAUGUUACCGCAGAGUCGGACCAGAAGACCUUCGUCUACCAGGGGCACAUUCACAGUAAAGAUUUUGGCAAAUUCCAUCUGACAAGACAAGGUCCUGUAACCACAGCAGUGGACCCGUCUAACCACUACACCAACAGCAGCUCUGUGGCAGCAGCAAUCUUGGUUCCGUUCUUUGCCCUCAUCCUCUCUGGAUUUGCCUUCUACCUCUACAAGCACAGGGCAUUGUCUGCUGACAGAGAUGACAAUGAGAGACCAAAAGACACCUGGGGGCCUGGCGGCAGGACACGUCCAAAGGUCCAGUUCAAUGGCUAUGUUGGUCAUGAGAGCUCCAAUGGUCAGGCAUCAUUUGAAAAUCCGAUGUAUGACACAAACAUGAAGCCCACCGAGGCUAAGGCAGUUCGAUUUGAUACCACACUGAACACAGUCUGCACUGUGGUGUAGUCCAGCAAACCUGCCACUACCUGUAAAGUGGUUCAGGCCAACCUCCAUGUGGCAGUCUGCAGUGUGGUCUGGUGGAACAA